AUGACAGAAACUGUAUAUUUCAGACUUCUUUUCAUUGCUCUCUGUUCAUUAUCUGAAUGCAUCCAGCGUCACUAUCAUCAUAUAAAUAUGAAUAAGACCUGGACUGAAGCUCAGAGUUACUGCAGAGAACACUACACAGAUCUGGCCACAGUCAACAACAUGAACCACAUGAAACAGCUGAAUAAAAGUGUAAACAAACACGAUGUGCACGUCUGGAUUGGACUGAAGAAAACAGGUGUUUAUAAAUGGAAGUGGUCUUUGGGGGAACAUGUAAACUACAAGAACUGGAUAAAUGGUAAUGACUGUAAUGGUGAAGAUAAUUGUGCAUUUAUGAGAAAUGGAGAAUGGCAUCAUCAGAGCUGUGGUCAGAAGUCAGAUUUCAUCUGCUACAAUGGUGACAAAGGAUACAUCUAUGAAACUUCUCAAAUGACAUGGAGAGAAGCUCAGAUCUUCUGCAGACAGCAUCAUACUGAUCUGGUGACUGUGAGCAACCAGAAUGAGAGUGAACAGAUUCAGAAGAUCAUUAAUAACAAUCAGAUAUCUGUCUGGAUCGGUCUGUUCAGUGACUCAUGGGAGUGGUCAGAUAAGAGUAACUCUGGCUUCAGAUACUGGAUGUCUGGUCAACCCAAUGGUGGUCCUAAUUCAAUGUGUACAGAAGUACAAAUGAAUAAUCAGGGUCAAUGGAAUGAUGCAGGUUGUAGUAACUCUCAGACUUUUGUGUGUCAUGAAGAUGGAAAGCUGGUAUUGAUCAAUGAGAGUCUGAGCUGGUCUGAUGCUCUGAGUUACUGUAGACAGAAUCAUGUGGAUUUGGUUUCGGUUGAUUCAGAGGAGAUUCAGCGCCGGGUGUCAGGAUUGGUUAAACAGGCCUCUACUCCAGAGGUGUGGCUGGGGUUACGUCACUCCUGUGCUCUGGGUGUUUGGUUCUGGACGAAUGGACAGAUGGUUUGCUAUCAGAAUUGGGUGAACAGUACAGUAGAUAAGAGCUGUGACACAGUGAGAUCUGGAGCAGUUCAGUCUGGAGAUCAGCGCUGGAUCAGCCUUCCUCAAACUAAACAACUCAACUUCAUCUGCAUCAGAUAUGAUUAA
Misgurnus anguillicaudatus (oriental weatherfish) is the source of this 1086-nucleotide messenger RNA. Lineage: Eukaryota; Metazoa; Chordata; Actinopteri; Cypriniformes; Cobitidae. The record is from RefSeq and is a predicted model, not a curated record.